This is a messenger RNA of Ooceraea biroi (clonal raider ant), 3465 nucleotides long. RefSeq names its product endoribonuclease LACTB2. Lineage: Eukaryota; Metazoa; Arthropoda; Insecta; Hymenoptera; Formicidae. The record is from RefSeq and is a predicted model, not a curated record.
AUUUUAGAUGAUGACCAAACGUUAGGUUCAUUCUGCAGAAAUAGUUUUCUAUACCGUAAUCUCUCUCCGUGCUGCAAACAUAUAUAGCUACGAGCAUAGAAUUCCGCAUUGGAACGCAUUUGAUACGGAGCGAGCUCGCGUUGCACCGUUCACCGUUCUGUAAGUGUUAUGAAUACAAUGACGAAACGAUUUGCGCAGCCCCUUGCACAGCGAAGAAUUAACGAUACCGUGAUUAGUCACGUUUCGAACGUAAUGUAUACGCAGCCAUAUAUACUGCCAGUACUUUUUAUUGUCUACAUCUCUUUGUUUUUGCUGCGCUUAAAAAAUAAUUAUAUUCAUAUGUAUAUUUAAGCCUUGAGAGAGAAAAGAACGAAGAUUUAAAGAAAGAUAAAAAUUCGAAUCUUGAAGGACUCAAGUUUCUUCAGCAUCUCAUUUUACGGAUAUAUAUUACUAUUAUUACUACUACAUAUCAUAGACUUUACAAUAUUAUAAUAAAUAUAAUUUUUAUUUACUUCUUUAUGACACACAUACACAUACUCCAAAUUCAAUAAAUUCCAUAGCUGUUUUUUACGAAGUUUAUCACUGCAUGAAUUUAAAAAUAUUGGAAAUUAUUUAUGUAAUGUAAUAUUAAUAGAGAGAUAGAAGAUAUCUUUUACGAUACAGCGAUUAAAUUCAUGAAAAGAAAACGUUCAAUUUUUUAUUUGCAAUUUAUAAACACAAUUUAUGUCACUGCAUCAAGUUCUAACACCAUAUACUUUCGCAUUGUAUGCGCUAUCUGCGGCACGUGAUCUCUUUCUUCAAUCCACGUGCGAAUAUGACGUUCUGAAAUGAGGUACACGAAGCGCCACCUUGCGCGGUAGGCAUAAUUCUAUUAAUUAAUUGUUAUUAAACCUUACCAACCAUAAAUAACUUUUUAUUCGUAGCAGAUAAAACCGUCGAUAUGACUAUAAAUCAUUGUUAUUUAUUUUAAAUAAAUUUUCAGAAUGAAGACUAUGGCAUAAUGCAAUUUUCUAUCGAUCCCUUCAUAUAUUAAAUAAUAUGUUACUUGCAAAUGCAACUUGCAAAUUGUAUUCAAUCAGUUUCAAUCUCGCUACGUGAAAAUAGAAAGUUCUUUUCACCGUCACUAAGUUGUACUACUUAGAAAUGGAAUUACGUUUCAUCCAACAUGCACUUUUAUCGUCUCAUUUUGCAGCCAAAGGAUAAUAAAGAUCCCCAGCAGAUCUCUUUGCACCUACGAAGAUGGAAACUAGCUUUUUGCCUAGGCGCCUGUAUCAUCGCAACCCUUUUAUCAAGAUCACCGACGCCUACAGAAUGGCAACCCCCAUUACCCCGGAGCCUGAGCGCGAGCUGCGUGCAGUCCACUUGGCGUUGCAAAUGCUUCGAAACCACUUUGCAUCUCUUUUUAUUUCAAAGAAGAAAAAGAUAGAAAAUGUUCUGAAGCAUUUCCAGCGCUAAGUGGACCGUACUCUUUAUUACCCAUUGAACAAUGCAAAAUACAAAAAUGUAGUAAAUACUUGUCAUUCUGUCAGCAUCGGCUAAAGAUAACGUAUGAUACACGAACGUGCAACCGGAUCCAAAGUGCGUCUGGUCUUCUUGCUCCUCCUAGUAAAUAUCUUGCAAGUGAACAAAGUAGAAGUUAUUAUGACGUCUUUAACGAAUUUGCCACCGGUAGCAAGGCUGUCCAGCCAAGUAAUUCGUAUUUUGGGAUGCAACCCUGGAAAGAUGACAUUGCAAGGAACCAACACUUACCUCGUGGGCACAGGACACAGACGCGUAUUGGUUGAUACCGGGGAAAAAAAAACAGCGGACGCUUACAUAAAGGUCUUGAACAAUGUGUUGACUGAAGAGAACGCAACUAUCCAGCACGUGGUGAUUACUCAUUGGCACCAUGAUCACAUCGGUGGAGUGAAGCCUGUGCAAAACUUGCUGAAGGAAUUAUUUCCCACGGCUGAAUCGCCAAUCGUGUGGAAGCUGCCACGAUCACAGACCGAUCAGGACAGGUCGGACGAUGAGACGUCCGUCCAGUGGGAACCCCUGAAGGACGAGCAAGUGGUGGAAGUCGAGGGAGCGAAACUCCAAGUGAAAUACACACCGGGACACACUACCGAUCAUGCCUGUCUGUUGCUGCAGGAGGAAAAUAUCCUGUUCAGUGGCGACUGCAUCCUCGGAGAGGGCACGGCAGUCUUCGAGGAUCUCCACGAAUACAUGCUAUCGCUGAAGGAGAUUUUAAAGAUGGAGCCCAAGAUGAUUUAUCCAGGUCAUGGACCGGUCAUAGACGACCCUGCGCCACGCGUACAAUUUUAUAUCAAUCACAGGCAGCAGAGAGAAGAUGAAAUUCUGCGGAUGCUAGAUGAGCAGAAUGACAAGCCGUUGACGGAGAUGGACAUCGUCAAGCAGCUGUACAAAGAAACCCCAGAGAACCUGUGGCUAGUUGCGGCAUAUACCGUGGGACUCCAUCUUCGCAAGUUGCAAAAAGAGGGGAAAGCACAAGAGGAAAAAACUGGAGGCUGGUGGAGAGUUAAAGGCAAACUAUAAUGUGAAUAUACAUGAUAGACGAAAAACUAAUUUUUAGAAAAUAAAACUUGCAUAUUUACAUGUUUGAGAUAACUGUAAUUAAAGCUUUAUCAGAUGUAUAGCUUGAUAUUUUAAGAAGCAGUGUAUGCAAAUUUCAGAAUUAUAAAAAUUGUAAAUAUGAAAGGAGAGGAAUCUUAAUCCUUUGACUGCGGGCGAUCCGAAAGCAACUUGCGCUGUGUAUCAUCGAGUUGACAGCCGUCGUUUUAUAUGCAAAUUGUCAAGAUUAUCUUCAAGUGCCAAGAAAAAGAUCAAACACCUAAAGACGAUGACAAUACCCAGCAAACAAUCACUAUAAGUGUGACAAUCGUCAGCUAUAGCAGUCAAAGAAUUAAUUCAAGAUCUCAACAUGAAGAACUCCGUAACAUCUUCUACAAGAUCUGUUAAGAUUUGAAUUUUUAAUUAUAAACUCAAAUCUACAUUUAAAUCUACAUUUUAAAAAAAUCUCAAUUCUAUAUCUCCAAAUUUCAGAAGAAUUCAAAACGAGGAGAAUUCCACUUUAAAUCGUUGAUAUGAAUUUAAAAAAAAGAAGCAGGUAAAUAUUACGCGGCCAGCAGCAGGCAACGAAUGUCAUUGUGAAACAUUUAUUCAACUCACAGGAGUAAAUAAUGAUACAUUGUUACGAAUUUUUGUCAAAGUUAGGCUGAUAGCUGUUAUCAUUGAUGUGCGUACAGCGAGAAGAGUAGACGUUUUAUAAGUAGACAUUUUCACGAGGUAUAUAUCGCAAGUGGUACACAUCUUCCCUGUUUAGGCAGACCAUUAAUCAUCGCGUGCGACACAUUACACACACAACGAUCAAUAUAAAAUAUAUUUAUAAUAUAUAUAUGUAUAUACGUGUAUAUACUUGGCUAAGACAUGUGUUGUCGCGACAAUAAAUGUUUCUUUAUAUUUUUC